Molecule: messenger RNA, 11424 nt
Organism: Marmota monax (woodchuck)
Lineage: Eukaryota; Metazoa; Chordata; Mammalia; Rodentia; Sciuridae
Gene: Ccdc82
Product: coiled-coil domain containing 82
Exons: 7
Coding region: 4950-6485 (511 amino acids)
Cellular component (GO): nucleus
Source: RefSeq, a predicted model, not a curated record
AGCUCGCGGCGGGGACUCGCCCUUGCUCCCUCAGCUAAUGGUAUAUUAGAAGGGCGGGGUUUACCGCGCCUCCCAGCCGGCCAAGAGUAAAAUCCCCGCGGGCGCUGUUGGGUGGACCGGACGGCGCCCGUCAGUCCUUUGCUCUACCAGCCUUCCUCCUUUGCUGAGCGCUGUGGGCGCGGUGCCCGUUAUUUCUGCCGAGAGGAAGUGCUCGGUCCGUAAUUCGGGUACCGGCUUUUCCAGACCCUUGUUUGUUUUUUGGGUGCAGAGCCUCUCCGCGGUCUGGGGGUUUCUGUCCUCCGGCUCACGUCGUCGCGAAUCUCUGAGGGUCCUGUUUCUUAGCUACACUGUCCCUCCCUCCUGGAGGUAGAGUGAACGCUCAAGUGAGCGGGCAGGCUGCACUGGGUGCAUGCGUCCUGCCAAAGAGCCAGGUUUGUAAUCGUGAGAAUAACACUGAUGUUAACUCCCGAGAGGAUCUUUUUCCUCCGUCUGCCAUUCUUCCGUGCUGGAUUUAGCAAAGCACCGACAGUGUUGUGAUUUUAAUAAAUGAUAUAGUUAUCCUGGUUGCCAAGCUGGCAGAAUCCACUCUGUGAAAUUGUGUCGUGCUGGACUGUGAUUCUAAGUGGGAGGAAUUAGCAUUCCUCUUUUUAUGUGUUUCUUAUUUUCCCAUUUCUUAUUUCUGUUGUGUUGUGCUGUCCUCUUUUCCAGCCAAUGGAAGGACUAUGAUAAAUUUAUUCACACUGGUGUGAUAAGAACUUAAUCAUACACUGUAGCCAUCAAAUCUUGUAUUACGCUGACUUGUUUUUGGUGCCCCUAGUAAUUUCAUCAGAUUGUGAGCUCCUUGGGAGCAGAGAGCAUGUUUAUUUUUUCCACUAAUGCCACUGCUUUGAGCAUGUGCUGGCAUUUUGGUAGAUACUUGAUAAUUGUUUCUUUGGUUUAUUCAUGUUUCCUCUCUAAACUGCCAUAGAAAAGAAAACAUCAUGGAGAGGUGAUGUUUUACAAAUAAAAAUGAAUUCCUUCUGGUGGAAUUUCAAAUAAUGGCCAGGGGUUUCACUGCACCUAAAAUCUUAGUGUAAACUACCGCAUAUAUUGUUCGUAUAGCAAGUAGGUGAUUUCUAUACCGAUUUUUUUCUUAAACUCUAGAAGAAAGAAUAUUUCUUCUGAUGAGAAAUGCUGUCAUCACAGUACCUUUUUUAAUCAUAGAGUUACUAUGAGAAAAACACAGGCGAUAUGGAUAAUUACCUUUAUAUUCUUUGACAGCAUAGCUAUGUACAUGCAUCUUACAUAAUAAUAAUUAUGAAGCACAAAGAUGUAAUAGUAUUUAUCUUCUUCAUUCGCUUAUUUAAUGCUUUCUGUUUGGAGUCUUUGUUUUUCUUUGCCUAAAGGUAAGGUAUCAUUACAGAAGCUUGAUAAAAUUCUCAUUUCAAGAAAUUGAGCAUUUUUUCAGCCUACACAGAAAUUAUGGCCAUUUGCAUGGAUUCUUCUUUGAGUAAAUUCUAAAGAUGUGUUACUCAUCAUCCCGGCUUUAUCUUCUUAUUUCUCUUCCCAGGUUCAUUCACCUUUUCCCUCUGUCAUCAUUCUUCCCUUCCCAGAUAAUAUAGUAAAGAUAUCCACAAUUUUUAAAGGAGCCAACCAUGUUCAAAUUCUACUCUUCAACAAUUUUUUACCUUAUUGAUAUAAGUAGCAAUUUUGAAAUAUGAUAGAUGCUGGCAAUUUUGAAAUGACCAAAUGAAAUGAUUUAUUUUAUUUAAAUGCGCCUCCUCAAGCAAAUUCUGCAGUUUUCCAAAAUAAAUAUUUUUCUCAUGAGAGUCUCCCUUUCUUUGAAAUUUAUACUUUUAGGCUCUCUGAGUAUUCCCUUAAAUUUUGUGACCAGUUUCAUCAAUAAGAUGAUAGAGGGAAGUUUGCAAAUUUUCAUCUCUUUUGCACAUUCUUUUCUUGCCUAAUGGAUAAAUAAUUUCCAGAAGUUUCUGUCCUAACUCAUGUGCACUAAAAUUCAGUUGGAUAAUAAAAAAGCAUGUCUAUAAACCGAAGCCAUUCUGAUGGUUAUUUUCUGAAACUAAAAUUUAGCAUGAGUGAGAGAUAAAAUAAUAAUAUAUUAAAGGCUUCAUUUUUACUACUUGUACAAAUAUGAUAUUGGCAGCAAUCAUUGUGUAGCACUGGACCGGGAAUCAGGAGACCUGGUUUCUAAUCCCUACUCUGUCACUAACAAGCUGUGUGAUCUUGGUAAGUCAUUUAAACUCUAUGUCAUUGGCUUUGAUAUUUAUAAAUGAAGAGAGAAUUGUCUUCAUAGGAUCAUUGUCAGAGUUGAAAAAUAAAUAUGAAUAUAUACUGAACAUUUAUAAAUACACGGGGGUUUCUUUUAAUGAUACCUUAAUGAUGUACAGACAUAAAGUGUCUUUAUAAUAGUGUGAUGUUCUUCAUCUUUUCUACAAUUGUCAGAGGAAUAACCUAUUAUAUGAUAAAUAAAUGUCUUUUGAGCAUGUUAUAGUUUUGUAAAAUGGUCAUCUAGUGUACUUGAAUCUGCUUUGGAUACUAAUAAAAAUCAUCUUUCAUUUUAAUAUUUUUUACUGUCCAUGUUUGCUGUAGUGUAACUGUUGAACCCAUAUUUGUUAUUUGUGAUCAUAAAUGUUUUUUCAUUAUUUCUUCCAGUUAAGAAGUAAGCCUUUCUAUUUAAGUAAUAAUAAGUAAUGCUACAUGUAGCAUAAUGCACAUAUGCCUAUUUGGCUUAUGCAAAUUUAACUGUCUGUGCUUAAAAAUACUUCUUUGUAGUCAAUAGCUUCAAAAGCUGCCUUUUAUCUAGUGUUUAACCAAAGAAACAGUAAUCUGUUCAAAACUAGAAAAGAAACUAGGUAGACAUUGUAAAGCAAUGUGAUAUACACAAAACAAUGCUUUGAAGAGCAAAAUAAGCAUUCUUAGAAAGGGUAAUUUUGACCACACAAAAUUUUUAUCUUCACUGAUUUUAAUAUAAGUCUUUUUUAAGAUUUAAUCCAAAUGUACUUUCAAGUAGCAUACUUUUGGUCUAUAAAACAAUAUGAUUAUAUCUUGUUUCAAGGUUCUACUUCAGCCUACACUGAAUUUCUGGUAUAUAACACUAUAAAGAUAAUUUCUGGUGUAUAAUCUUACAAUCUCUGUUGUUCUUGAUUUUAUAUGAUUUUAUAUUUAUUUAUAUGAUUCUGAUUUUAUAUUACCAUUUUAGGCAGACAUAUUACCUUAUAAAUAUACCAAAAUUUAUACAAUCAAAUGGGUUUUUUCCCCUCUCCAAAGUAAUCAUCUUAGGAAGCUAUUAAUUUGUUCUACUAAUACUGCCAUUGUUUUUUUUUUUUUUUUUUUUACUUUUCUGUUGUGGAAUUGCCUUCAGAGUAUGCCACACAUUUUAAAAAGUCUUUAAUGAUAGUUAUCUUUAUCUUAUGAAGAUUUCAUUUCUGGGGCUGGGGUUGCGGCUCAUUGGUAGAGCACUCGUCUAGCACGUUCGAGGCCCUGGGUUCGAUCCUCCGCAUCACAUAAAAAUAAAAUAAAGAUAUUGUGUCCAUCUACAACUAAAAAAUUAAAUAUUUUUAAAAUAAGAUUUUAUUUCUGGAACCUACUAACAAUCCUUUAUAACUCAGACAAGUGAAUAAAGUGGAUGUUGAAACCACUCUUUGGAAUAAACAUUUUAGAAUGAUUAGUUUCAUAUUUUUUAAUUUGUAUUUUUUAUAACUGGAUUAUAGAAAAACUCUAGUUAUAUUUUGUGCCAUCAUGGAAAUAUUGGAAUAAUCAGCUUCAUAAGGUGAUUUCUUCGAAGGGGAUCACAUUCAGUUGAAUAAGUUCCAAUACAUUUAUUAUGACGUCUGUCUCAUUACAUUGUAAUCAUACUUCUAUUGCUUAGCAACCACAGAAGUACAUAUAGGUUACUGAUGUUCUAGUUAUCUCACCUAUCACUAAUUGAUCCUUUAAUAUAUGCUUAUGAUAAUUUUAGUGGAAUUCACCCUUUUCUUAAUCAUAUACUGACAGCUUUGGGGGUUUUUUUCUCCCAUAUCAUGAUCUGCUUCAUUCUUAACCUCUUUUGUUUUUGACUUGACUUGACUUGACUUCAUUAUUGAUUGUUAGUACGUUUUCUGUUGGAUUACACUGUAUCUUUGAGUGGUUUAAGACCAUUGCCAUUUUACUAAGGUUUGUAGAAGCUACAAUUUUAGGUGAUAGGAUGUCUCAGUAUUGCACUGUCUUUUAUGUCUAUUGCUACUUUAUAAAUUUCUUCAUGUCAGUUGAUCCUAUAUAAUUCAUGUUAUUUCUCUGUUCAGAAACCUUUACAUUCAGGAUGAAUAAUCCUGGUAAUUUCAUUUCACUUUUCUCUCCUUUUUUCCAAACUGAACAGACUGGAAUUUUCUUUUUAAAUACCCUUUUCAUACUCAUUUACUGAACAUAAUGUGUUCUUUAUUAAUGCUAAAGUUUUACCCUUACCAUUUUACCUGCCUGAAAUUCCUUUUUUUUUUUUCUCAUUCUUUCUUUUCAGAUAUAACCAAUCCUUGAGAAUUCUGUCUGAUCACAUACAUUUGUUCAGGAUAAUCUUCAGUAAAUCAUUUGCCCUUUUACCUCACUGCAUCUUUACAUGACCAUCAUAGUUAUUUUUAUUACUUGUUGGGUAACUGAGUUAUCUUGAAUUUUUCUUAAUUACAUGUUUCUGUUAGUUUUAUACAUGGAUAAUAAUUUUUUGAAGGAUACAGGACCAUGAUUUUUCUAUGUAUCACUUAUCACAACAUAUAUCAUAAUUCAGAACAGAUGGUAAUACAGUUAUUUCAUAAAUAUCAAUAAAUUAUUUGUUGAAUGAUUAUUCUGCCAUCUUCACUCAGAUAUUUCAUGUGAUUUUACCUUUUGACCAUUUAAUAAAGCCAAAUAAAUUUAAUUUCAUUGCCUUAAUCUGGUUAUUGUUAUUAUAUCCCCAAUAACUUUAUUUUGUAGAAGCUUAAGUGAAAAUGGUACAUGUUAGAAGACAUGAAACAAGGAAAAAUUCUAAAACUCAAGUGCCUGAGCAAAAAUCUCGAGUUGAUUGGCGGCGGACUAAAAGAAAUAGUAUCUCACAGUUAUUUGAUAGUGAUGAAGAGUUUGAUAGUGAUGAGGAACUUGAUAGUGAUGAACAGCUUGAUAGUGAUGAAAGUGUUGAUAAUGAUGAAGAACUUGAUAGUAACAAGGGGCUCGAUAGUAAUAACACACCAGAAAAUGAAAGAGUGCUUAAACUAAUCAAAACUGAAAGUGAAGGAAGCAGCAGUAAGCAUGUCAUUAACACUGGCAACAGUUCAACAUAUGAAGAAGAAAUUAACAAAACCAAUCAUAGGAAUAUUGACUUGACAGAUCAUGAAAAGCACUUGAGUCAAGAAGAGAAGGAUCUCAAAAAACAUACUGUACAAAUCAUAGAUGAGGAUUUAGAAGAAGAACACAUCAAGCGAGUGAAAAGAAAAAGGAUUUCCUCUGUGAUGUAUGACAGUGAUGAGAGUGAUGACAGUGAUAUCCUAAUUAGAAAAGUAGGUGUUAAACGUCCACGAAGAGUGGUUGAAGAUGAAUGUUCUUCAGUGGAAAUGGAGCUAAAAAACCCUGAGAAAUCAUUAGCUACUCGAAAGCGAGAACAACUCCAGAAGUUGAAAGAACUCUCAAAACAAAGAUCUCGCCAAAGACGCAAUAGUGGUAGAGAUUUUGAGGACUCUGAAAAGGAAUCCUGCCCAAGCAGUGAUGAAGAGGAGGAGGAGGAUUCUGAAUAUGAUGAAGAUGGAGAUAAUUAUAUUAUUGAUGACUUUGUAGUACAAGAUGAGGAGGGUGAUGAAGAGAAUAAAAAUCAACAAGAAAAAAAAUUAACUACCUCUCAAUUGAAAUUAGUAAAACAGAAUUCUCUUUAUUCUUUUAGUGACCACUAUACUCACUUUGAAAGAGUUGUGAAGGCCCUUCUGAUUAAUGCUUUAGAUGAAUCUUUUCUGGGAUCAUUGUAUGAUGGCACCAGGCAAAAAUCGUAUGCACAAGAUAUGUUGACAUCUCUUCAUUAUUUGGAUAAUCGCUUUGUUCAGCCCCGCCUAGAGAGUUUAGCUUCUAGAAGUCGUUGGAAAGAGCAAUAUAAGGAGCGGGUAGAAAAUUAUUCUAAUGUGAGUAUCCAAUGGAAGAAUCCUGAAAACUGUUCCUGUCAGGCUUGUGGAUUGCAUCGCCACUGCAGAUAUUCAGUGCAUUUAUCAGGAAAGUUGUAUAAUACCAGGACUAUGGAAACAGAUGAUUUUAUGUCACAUGAUAAACAGGUGUUUACUGUUGGCAGAAUAUGUGCUGAUCGUACCAGAAUUUAUCAUAAACUGAAACAUUUUAAGUUCAAACUCUACCAGGAAUGUUGCUCUCUUGCAAAGACAGAAGAAGUUGAGGAUGAACAGGUUAAAGAAACAGUGGAAAGAAUUUUCAGUCAGUCAAAAGAAAAUGGCUGGAUUAAAGAGAACAGUUCUUGUGACCUGAGAGUGAAGAAGCACCUGGUGCCAAUCUGAGGAAAGGAUCUUCGCUGCCAGUUCUAAUACCACCCACAUCCUCUUCUUGAGGACAUGGGACUGAGCAGUGAGCAGUGUAACUGAAGAUCAAGGGGAAUGCGGAGGUUUCAGGCCAUCACACUGAUUUUGAUUUCCCCAUAUCCUGUUGAUCACUAAAUUUGAUAUCAGGAAUAGAGUGGGGUUUUGAAGAGUGCACUGGAUUCCCAAAGAUCUACUGGCAGCUCAUAGCUCUGGUCUGCUCACAGAGCUUUUAGAAUUGUUUAUAGUGCACAAAAAGAAUACUAAUAUGAUUGCAGUCUUCUAAAACAAGUCUAGUUACAUGGAUAAGUAAGAGAGAACAAACAGUAGAUUUCAGGCACCUCAGAUCAAUGGUAUAUACUUUAAAAAAAAAAAAAAACCUGCUUGAGAUCCAUUGCCUAGGCUAGAUCAUAGGGAAAUUUGUAGGUGGGAGCAAGGGUGGCAACAGAUCUUGGCAAACAAACUUCUGCAGAGGGAAAGAAAAACAAUAAAACAAAUUUCUUAGAACAUAUCAUCUUCAGUGGAGGUCUUCUAGUCUAGAGAAUGACUUCAUGGUUGGUUUCCAUUUUGACAAUAAUUUUCCCACUUCAUACCACCACCUAGUGAUCUUGCCUACCUCUGACGCCUUGAUCCUUAAGUCUUCUUUCAUUCAUUUUACUCUCAUCUUUUUAUCUUUUCCUUUGCUUCUACUUUGCCUACUCCAGAUCUCCUCCCAUCCUGCUUGUGCUUUUCCAUUUGUGCUCUUCCAUAAGGGAAGAACCAUCAUUUAUCCAGUAACACAUCUUCAUUUUCCUAGAUGUUAAAUUCUUAAGUGUUUUUAUUGAUGCCUUUAGAGGUUGCCAACCCUCUAGUGAAAUUGGAAAACCUAUUGUGAUACUACAGUUAAAAAGGAUUGUGUACUAGGGAUAGAAAAAAAUCACUGUGUACUUAUCAUUUAUAUUAUGUAAAAUUAUAUAUGGGAAACCUUAAAUUUCUUGAAAAAACAAAAAGCAUUUCCAAAUCAUGUACCUUCAAGAAAGCUUAACCAGGUUUGGGACAACAGAAGGGUCCUGGAAUAAGAAAUAUAUUCUUAGGGAGGAAAAUAACCAAAUCUCACAUUAGGCAUAUAGAGAAUAACAAUUAGCAUUAGGCAAUGAAGGCAUUUCAAGAUUAUACAUGUUUAGGACAAUAUAUAUAUAUAUAUAUUCAUAUUAAAAUAGCAAAGAGCUUCAUUUUCUUUUUGAGAUUUUUCCCUCACUUUAAAAAAAAAAAUUUGUCUAUGAGAAUUUCUCCAAAGGUUUCCUAGAAACCAUGAGGUUUAUAGCCAACAUAAACCCAUAUGCAGUUUUUUGUGCUGUGAUAAAAUUUCAGAAUUUGUCAAAUUUGUUUACUCUGAUUUUAUCGCCCUCACUCUGUUUAUCCUUCUCUGUGUGAGCCUUUAUGUGACAACACUGCAUGUGUUUUGUGAUGCUUCCCUUCACUGGCUGCAAUCUUGUGGCCAUAGUUACUAUGACCCUUUAGAAUGUCUGGGCUCAGUGCAACUUGAAUGCCUAUCUCAGUGGCUAUUUCUGCUUUCACCUCCCAAUUAAACCAGAUCCUUCUUUUGCUUUAUACAAAGUAUUUGUUCCUAUCUUUCUGCUCCCAGCUUUUACCCACACUUUGCUUUUACCCUUACCUAUCCCUUCUCUUCCAAGCACUUUUCUUCCAUUACCUGAGGGUAUCUCAGUGUGUUCUCAAACACCUGCCAACUAGACUUCAUUCUUCUUGUUUUUACUCCAUAGCACUAAAUGAGGAUUAUCUGUUUCAGUCUAUUUAUACUAAAGGAAUGUAGAAGUAACUCAAAUAUAAAAAAGAAGUGAUAGGAACAUUUAAUAAAACCAAAAUACAUAGCAAAUACAUAUGUCUCAUUUUUAAAUAAUAUGUGACAGGCAAAAUUCUAACAAAUGUUUUUUUUUAUUAAGAGGAAAGUUCAUAUAAUGAUGAAGUUUCCUAGGAAUUGAAAAUAAGAUUGUUGGGGUGGGGUAAUAGAUAUAUUAACACCAGGAAGUGAUGAAAGUAUGUUAUAUUAAGUCAGUUUUGCACUUGGAUCUGACAUAAUUUUCUUAUAUACAUAUAUGAAUAUUCCACAGUGAAUCUCACCAUCAUGUACAUCCACUAGUCUAGGGUCCUAAUUAGAAUAAGAUAUAUUCCAUGCUUGUAUAAUUAUAUCAAAAUGGAUUCUACUGUCAUGUAUAACUAAAAAGAGCCAAUAAAAUAAAAAAUAAAUUCUAAAUUUAUUGCAUAAAAGUUAUUAUAUAAAGAAGAACUUUAAAUUAUAACUAAAAACUCUUCCCUUUUCUUAAAUCGUUCUGAUUUCUUCUCUUUUUUCCCUACCUUUUAACUUAACUUUCCUUUUUUCCCCCCUAUCCUUUAAGAUGAUGUUUCUCAAAACAUUGCCUUUGACAGCCUAUAUCAAAAUCACCUAGUUUGUGAAAAAUAUAUAAUCUCUGGCUUCAUCUAAACUUAUUGAAUGAGAAUCCUUGAUGGUGAUAAACAUCCAAUGUUUUAAAAAUUGAGUGAUUAAGUUAUAUACAAGGACCACUACUUGAAAGGACAUAUUACAUUAGAUUAUGUCUUCAGCUUCUCAAAGCUGCUUUGACAAAUAUAUUCCAUUCUGUAGAUCUAGGCUGCUACUUCUUAGUAAAGGACUCCAAGCUCCUUUUAUUUUCUGACUGCUUUCCCACAGUCCCAACUGUUUAUAUUAGUAAGCCCAUCUGGUACUAUAAGAGAGUAGUCUUCAUUAUUAAAAUAAGAUCUAAACUCUCCAAAUGCUCAGUGAAGAAGACCUAAGGGAGCUGUAUCUUUAGGUGGAGAAAAUGGCAAAAGUAAUACCAACUGUCUUUUUCUCUGUUUCACUGUCCCUUUUGAGGUUUUUUCCAUUUUUGUCAUCAAAGCUGCUACCUUCUUGUCCCCCCUCCCCACUUUAAAUCUCAGAAACACUAUACUACUAUAAUGGUUAAAUGCAUGGAUUUAAGUAUUUGCUCUGCCAUUUACUAGCAAUAGAAUUUGGAGGUAAGUUAGUUUAUUUCUAUAAAUCUAAAGUUUCUAUAAAACAGGAAUUAAAUAAUAUGAAUUAGGAUUUUGAUUUUGGAAUUAAAUAAGUAGCACAUUUUAAACAUUUAUUAUAGGUCCUAGCAAUUAAAAAGUGAUCAAUUAAUGUUAGCUAUUAUUUGUAAUAAAAGCAAGGAGAGAUUUUGCAUCCUUUAUAUAUAUUGGAUAGAGCCAGAUACUGUGGCACACAACUGUAACCCCAGUUACUCAGGAGGCUGAAGCAGAAGGAUAGAAUGCCUGAGAUCAGCCUAGGCAAUGACCUUCUCCCAAAGUAAAAUUUUAGAAAAAGAGCUAGGGACAUAUCUUAAUGGUAGAGUGUUUGCCUAGCAUGCGUGAGGUCCUGGGUUCAGUCCCACUAUUGAAAAAAAAAAAAGAUAAAAGAUAAAUUAAAAUUUUCAGGAACAAAUUUAAUAAAUAAUAAAGAAAAACAACAUAAAAGAAAAAUAAUAAUAAUAAUAAAAGAUAAUAAUAAGAAGAUAAAUAAUAAUAAUAAGAUAAAAGCAUCAAACAACUAAACUUUUAAAGUAUACAUUUCUUAAAGUACUUUACUUAUAUCUAGUAAAACCUAUCUGAGACUAGGCCAAGAAAAUUCCUAAGUAGUCUUAUAAGUUAUUCCUCCUCUUGUUCUUUUCUUCCUCCUUUCCUGAGAAGGUGAUGUAAUCAGAGAUCUUGGGGUUAUAAAAAAAGGUUUCAUGGCCUUAUCUAGAAGGAAGAUGGACUCCUCAUAUUCCCUUCUAUAGAUCUCUACCACCACAAGGUUCUUAGAGAUCUUCUCUCAUCUUGAUAGGGAUAGACCCUCGGAGUUCAUAUCAAGAAACCAUAAGAUUACAUAACCUCCUCAACUGAAGAAAGCAUUUUGCACUCUGUAUAUCCCAAACUGAACUCAUAUAUCUCUUUUGCUCCCCCAAGCUACUUGUGAAAUGGCCCUGCUCUUUCUCCUACUCACUCACCUUGAUAUCUCAAAAUCAUCCUCGACUCCUCUCUUAACUUGUUCCACCCUGUUCCUUAUCCUCCAUCUUCAUUGCUAUUACUCAAAUUUGAGCCCUCGUGACCUAACUUGUAACCAUAGGUUCAUAAUUGGUUGUGAAAUCGUUCUAGAAUGGCUGUUUUACCAAUUUCCUUAAAAUAUACCUCAGAUCAGGUCAGUCCUCUGCUCCCAGAUCUUUAGCACCAUUCCAUGGUCUGUUAAAUUAUUAUUCCACUCCUAACAUACUUUUUAUUAUCUGACCAUAAUCUCUUUAGUUCAAUCUUAUCUCUCUCAAUUCCUUAGAGUAUAGUCAAAGCCCAUACUUCCUUAUCAAGUUACUGUUGGAUGAACAUGUUAUCUCUUGCAGAAAAAUUUGCUAACUUUUUGCCUACAAAAUCUUUGUGCCAAGGACAGCUUGAAUGUCAUUCUUUUCCAACCACUUCAGCAAACUAUGACUUCUGAACCCUCAUAACAUGUUUUUACUCCUUCAUGACACUUAUUAUGAUUGUUAAUAGUGUAGUACUACUAAGCUCUAGUCUCCAUUGGGGCAGGGAAAGUAUCUUUUCGAAACUCUGUACCUUAUAAGUCAUUAGUUUUGACAUAUAUGUCCUAUAAAUAUUUUUAAUGUUAUUAAAGUAAUUAAAUUUCUACUAUAAAUAUUAUAACGGAAAAUUAUAAUUUGUGAGUUAUGAAAUUAAUUAUACUAUUGUUUGAUUUUUUACCAAUGCUUUCUAUGAGUUAGAUAUUUUUAUUUGAAAUUGAGUUCCUAACUAUAAUAAAAAGAUAUUUGUUCCCAAUUACUAUGAAAUGCAUUUCUGUUGUAGUUUGAAAAAUGUGUGUAGUUUGAAAAGGUCUAGCUUAUCUUCACUGCUUUGAGUUAAAUAA